GAACCACCAGUCACUUUUCUCCGUCAUGGCGGCUCGUGUCCUGCAGCAGUGUGUCCGCUCGCUCGCCCGGCCCUCGCUGAGGCUUUCCUCCGGCAGCCUGGCAGUCAGAGCCGCUGCCGUCCCAGCAGCAGCUAUCCACCGACCUCUCUCCUUCGCUGCAGAUAGCCGGAGGACGCGGUGGCUCGGACAGAGCCGGAUCCCCUCAGUGGGCGUGUUGUGCCGACAGUAUGGGGACCUGCCCCCCCUCACCAUAGAGAGCAUCAAAGACCGCGUCAUGUAUGUCCUCAAACUCUACGACAAGAUCAACCCUGAGAAGCUCCAGACGACCUCCCACUUCAUGAAAGACCUGGGUCUGGACAGCUUGGACCAGGUGGAGAUCAUCAUGGCCAUGGAGGAUGAGUUUGGCUUUGAGAUCCCUGACGCAGAAGCAGAGAAGCUGAUGAGUCCUGAGGAGAUUGUACAAUAUAUUGCAGACAAGAAGGACGUUUAUGAAUAAUCUGUUCUAUAGCUCACCACACAGAGAGGCCGACCCCAGCGUCACCCCACAGGAAGUACUCGUGAAGCAGAUGGACACCAAACCAUUUCCCACUUCCUCCCGUCAGCUCUUCUGUCCAUAGCGGCGUUGUUGGCUGCCGUGUCUUGUGUUUGACUGUAUUUAAAUGAACAUGUGCUUUGGGAGCUUGGAGAUAAAACAAAAACGUUAAACAAGGUUAUAUCACAGAUUUUUCUUCUUCCAGCUCCACCCUGUGGUUUCCGAUGUAUAAUUUCUCAUGAGUAGAUCAAUAAAGACACAUGCU
Messenger RNA from Chelmon rostratus (copperband butterflyfish), 797 nucleotides. It is a transcript of the gene ndufab1b, whose product is annotated as NADH:ubiquinone oxidoreductase subunit AB1b. The record is from RefSeq and is a predicted model, not a curated record. Bases 26 to 496 code for a protein of 156 amino acids. Lineage: Eukaryota; Metazoa; Chordata; Actinopteri; Chaetodontiformes; Chaetodontidae. Gene Ontology annotation, biological process: fatty acid biosynthetic process. Gene Ontology annotation, molecular function: acyl carrier activity; acyl binding. Gene Ontology annotation, cellular component: mitochondrion. The transcript is spliced from 5 exons.